GCUCAGCUUCUCAAACCCGAUGGGUAGUUUGCACGGGGUGCUGUGAUGUGGUCCUUCUCACAGGAGAUGGGCGCUGGGACAAGGCGCGAGCGCGCCGUCUCCUCACGGAGUCAAGCCCGAUGGGCUGGGUGGGCUGUUUGCUUACUGGGCCUAUGGGCUGGCACAGAGGCCUGGGUCGGCGACUCUCCGCGAGAUUUCCAGAGGAGUGGGAGACUUGCCCUGAAUGCUCAGAAGUUGGACACUGUUAGCCCUGGUGACCGCUUUGUUGGAUGGAUACGGCAUCCUGUCCUUACCAGCAGGCAAAAGUUCGAUUUAGUGGUGGAGGUUGGUCCCGGUGACAACGAGGGUGCCUGGAAGAUCGUUGACCCCAACAAGAAGCUCAAGGCCCGGAAGUCCUAUGAAGGACCUUGCAAGGUCAUCAGAUAUGACACUGGCAUCGCCUUCCGGGACCUCGACACGGUGCUGAAUGGCACUCUGAACGGGGCAGGGCCCGGGACGAUCUCCGGGCGGACCAUGCAAUGCGGCCUCAAGUGGGGCGGCUUCUUCGAGGUCAAGCUCGAAGACUAGACAAGCCUGAUGCACUGACAAGACAAGAUGGCAAAUGCAACAACUGAUCAUAGUC
Messenger RNA from Durusdinium trenchii, 622 nucleotides. NCBI's taxonomy places the organism in Eukaryota, Dinophyceae, Suessiales, Symbiodiniaceae. The record is from the annotation of a GenBank genome assembly.